AUGUUACGUCGUUCCCUUGUAACACUUCCUUGGUGGAAUUUUCAGACAGAACAUCGUCAGCGAUGUGUACUAAUGUACGGUGGGGCCCGCACACUUAAUACACAUAACGCAAACCAUCGAGUAUUUAUAAAAAAAUACAAACGCAAUGCUUUUCCAAAUCGAACACGUCAUCAUUGGGCUGUUUCUAUGACUGGUGUGCUUAGCCAACGACCACGACGUAUGCCAUGGCCCUAUGAUCUUACAUCGCUUAUAUUUAAUCAACCUCGACAGGGCUCUGAUAAGAUUGGGUAUGUAGUAGGUACAAGUAUGUUAAAAACGGCUAUUGUAGCCACUAAUCAUUUGGUUUAUUAUCCUAAAUUUAACCAAAGGGUUGCACGAACCAGUCGUUUUUUUGCUCACGAUGAGGAUUUAGCUUGUGUAGAGGGAGACCUGGUACAUAUUAAACAAUGUAGGAAAAUAUCCAAGUAUAAGCAUUACUAUGUUUUCAGUAUUUUAGAACCAAAUAUUGAAGGUCGUGAACGUUUAAAGUUAGGAUUAAAGGCAGUUCCGCCACCACUUUUUGGAUAUCCUGUUUCCCGUCGUAUUGUGAAAUUAAAUUUGACAAAUACAGAAGGAACAAAGGAAAAACUUGCUGCAGUAAUUCAAGAACAUGUGCAGGAUGCCUACAGAUUUGCUGGACCGACACCAGAUCAACCACGCAAUCGUUUAACAGAUUCUGCUACCUUUGAUGAUGCUAAUAAUAUGAUUGCACCAAAUGCUCCAGCAACACUUGCAUUGGAUGGUGAGGAUAACCAGCCACUUUUAGGGGACAAGGAAGAGUAUACAGAAGUUGAACAAGACAUGAGAAACAAGAAGGGUGAUGACUACUGGAUGAAUCUGCAACCCAAGGAAAAGUAUGAUUUCAAGAGUUUCAAGAAAUCUCCCUAG
Messenger RNA from Trypanosoma theileri, 927 nucleotides. RefSeq names its product putative 30S Ribosomal protein S17. Gene Ontology annotation, molecular function: structural constituent of ribosome. Gene Ontology annotation, biological process: translation. The transcript has a single exon. Bases 1 to 927 code for a protein of 308 amino acids. The record is from RefSeq and is a predicted model, not a curated record. NCBI's taxonomy places the organism in Eukaryota, Euglenozoa, Kinetoplastea, Trypanosomatida, Trypanosomatidae. Gene Ontology annotation, cellular component: mitochondrion; ribosome.